CUCUCCCCGCCCAAAGAGGGAAGGCGGGCGGGACUCCCCAACCGGCUUGCCCGGGUCCCCCUGGGCCCCAUGAAUAACCAGGCGCGGACCCCAGCCCCCUCCUCGGCGCGGACUUCAACCUCAGUCCGGGCUUCUACCCCGACCCGGACACCGACUCCACUCCGGACCCCGACUCCGGUCCGUACUCGGACCCCCAUCCGGACCAUGACUCCAGUCCUGACUCCGUCUCCAGCCGGGACUCCCCCUCUGGUCCUGACUCCCGCUCCGGCCCAGAUCCCCACUCUGGUCCCCACUCCCGCUCUGGCCCGGAUCCCCCGUCUGGUUCCGCCUCCAGCUCCAGCCUGGAUCCCUACUCCGGUCCCGACUCCCGUUCCCGUCCGGAACCCAACUCCGGUCCCUACUCCGGCUCGGACCCUGACUACUCCAGUCCGGGUCCCAGCCCCAGCCCCAGCCCCACCCCCAGCCCAGGUCCUGGCAGGGAUUCGGGCCGCGCUCCCCAUCUUGGACUCCUACCUGGCCCCGGCCCUACCUUUGCAUCCGCCCCCGGAACCUGCUCCGGAGCUGCCUUUGUCGCCCGAGGAGGACCCUGAGCCGGCGCCGAGCCUGAAGCUCAUCCCGUCGGUCUCCAGCGAGGCCGGACCCGCCCCGGGGCCCCUUCCCGCGCGCACCCCGCAGGCCGCGAACUCACCCGGGCCCACCCUGGACUUCACCUUCAGGGCAGACCUGUCGGCCACCGGGCUGGCGGAUCCCCCCAUUCCCAGUCCUGUCCCCUCGCCCAUCCUGGGGACCACCCCGUCGGCCGUCUCCUUACAGAAUUCUACGGAAAACUUCGCCUCCUCCAGCGAGAACUUCGCGCUGGACAAAAGGGUCCUGAUUCGAGUGACCUACUGUGGCCUCUGAAGCUAUAGCCUUCGGUACAUUCUACUGAAAAAGAGCCUGGAGCAGCAAUUUCCAAAUCACCUACUCUUUGAGGAGGACAGAGCUGCCCAGGCUACAGGGGAGUUUGAGGUGUUUGUGAACGGGAGACUGGUCCAUUCCAAGAAGGUGAUUCUGAGUAAGAGUCCGGGACAGGGAGGUGGGGUGGCGCUAAGUUCCUGGGGUUGGGAGACCUGUGUGCUUUCUCUCCUCUGUGCCCAGAGGGGUGAUGGCUUUGUGAACGAGUCCACCCUGCAGAAAAUCGUGAGUGUUAUCGAUGAGGAGAUCAAGAAAAGGUAGCCGGCAAGGGGUGGAGCUGGAGGAGUCUCAGCGGGAUGAUGAGAAGGGCUGAAAUGUUGCCAAGUCAGGUCCUUUUCUGAUGGUGGCUGGGGCUGGGGUGAGCUCAGGGAGGGGAAGAGGAGAAUACAUGCAGAGUCUGCCCCCCUGUGUCCAGUCUGACUGUGUCUGCUGUCGCCACACUCACCUCUGAGGUCUGUGGAAGUCACCUGCUGCACUGCUCCCAGCAUCUCUGAUAUUCUGGCCCCAGGGUGGGAGGGAGGGGAGCUUGGAAGGCUAGUCCUGUGGCUCCAGUCCUCUGUCUGGCCUCCACUCCUCUUGCUCCUGAGGGCAGUUUGUUUCUUUUGUGGCUUCCUCGUUUCCCAUGCCCUGGUUCUAGAUACAUUUUGAAAACCUUCCAUCUUACUGGCAUUUUCUGGAGUUGUGAGGGAAACAGGGAUGGCAGUCAGUCUCAAACCCGUGACACUCCAAAUUCGAUUAUGCUCCAGGGCCCACUUUCUAAACCUGUAAGAUCUGUGUUCCAGCCUGCACAACAUAGUGAGACCCCAACUCUACAAAAAAUAAAACAUUAGCCAGGUGUGGUGGUGUGUGCCUGUGGUCCCAGAUAUUUGGGAGGCUGAGGCAGGAGGAUGGCUUGAGCUCAGGAGGCUGCAGUAAGCCAUGAUUAUGCCACUAUAUUGCAGCCUGGGCAACAGAGUGAGACCCUGUUUCAAGAAAAAAAAAUAAAAAAAGGAAAAAAACCCAUAGGUUUUAGAAUGCCAGUGUUGUAGGGAGCGUCUCUGUGACCUGGGGCUGGAGGAGAGGCAUUUUCACAUUCAUUGGACAUUUAUGGGCUCCGUACUCUGCACGUGGCAUGGUGGGGUCAGUGGUCACAUGCCAGGAGGUCAAGGGCACAGGC
This is a messenger RNA of Pongo pygmaeus (Bornean orangutan), 2110 nucleotides long. It is a transcript of the gene SELENOV, whose product is annotated as selenoprotein V. The transcript is spliced from 5 exons. Lineage: Eukaryota; Metazoa; Chordata; Mammalia; Primates; Hominidae. The record is from RefSeq and is a predicted model, not a curated record. Gene Ontology annotation, cellular component: cytosol.